AUCUAUCAUUUAGGGACUAAAAUGUUAUUAUUAAAACAAAAAAAACAAAAAACAAGAUACACACUCAGACAUACAGUCACACACCUACACAAACACAACUAUAUAAGAAAACUGCAGUUUCUCAAAACAAAACCACCGAAAACUUCUCAUAAUUAGUCCCAAACAAGGCCUACCUAAAGUAAAUAUAAUGGAUCAGUUAUCCCUUGAAAACCCUAAUUUGUCUAAGAAGAAAAAUCAAGAAAAGGGUAUGGAUAAGUUAAGAGAAUUAAUCUUGAAACUUGCAAACAGUGAACCAAAUGUACCAUUGAGUGCUACCCAAAAUUCACUUCUUCAAGAAAAACUUAAUCAUUUUCUUUCUUGUCUUCAUGCUGGUCCAGAUCAUCCUCCUUAUGCUUGGAUGAUUGAAAAGGCCCUGCAGGAAUUGAAUGAAGAAGGAGGAUCCAGUGAAGACUCAAUAUCGGAGUUUAUCAAGAAAGAAUAUGACAGUUUGCCAUGGGCUCAUACGACCCUGCUGAAACGUCAUCUACAGAUGAUGUCUGAAAAAGGAGAAGUCCUUAUGACUGAUGGAGGACGGUUUUCGCUUCCUGGUGACAACAAAAGCAUGAAUCAAAAGAGAAAAAGAAAGAGGAAGCGAAGGCCGGUUUGGGAAGUUAAACAAAAGAAGCUGCGGAAGAAGCAAAAGAAGGGGGCAAAGCGGGUGCAGCAUGAUGGUGUCGAAGUUGCUAAAGAACAGAAGAAGCUGGCUGAGCGACAAAAUGAAGUCACUGUUGAUGGAAAACAGGGGCAAGAAAAUCAAGUACGUGAAGAAUACCGGGGGUUGGAUGGGCAUCAUAAUGAUCCGAGCACAGAUAAAGAAGAUGGGCAAUCAAAAGGGCAGCAAAACUCUGUAACUGCAAAUAAAGUUCUUCCCAAAAGAGCUCAAAGGAUCAGAGUAGUACAUAAACAGAAAGGGAAGCAAAAGCUUGAUGCUAAAGAAGGAUCUGUGCCUGUUGAACCUCCCAGGUGUAUGAUGACAGAAGAGAUUGAGCAAUUAGAGGAUCCGAAAUUGCAGCAACCGAAGUUUAGUGUCAGCAGAGUUGAGAAAACAGCUGAUAUUAGCAACUUAUGUCCACAAGAAAUUGUGGAAAACGAACAACCUGGAGUUAACGUGCCUCAAAUUUUAAGUCCAGAAGCGCCUCCAGGUUUUGAGUUUAGGGCGGAGGAGGAUGCCACAGCAAAUAAAGCGCAUAACUCUUCGUCGGUAGGUUUGGACUCACCGAAGGAAGACCAUGUUGUGGAUCAGAGUUCUGAGAGACCUGCUGAGGACCAAGUACCUAGAAUGGGUGACUUGUCCGAUGAAUUAAAACAGUCUAGAGAGAGUCCAAAGCAGCAGAGACACACCAUCGAUGAAUCUUUGCCAUCAGAAACUGUUCUGUCCUUGAACCAGAAUGAACAGCAGAGCUUAGAUACUGAAAGGUUAGAAGAGGAGUCUGUUGCUGAGGAUCUGUUAAAGACUAAGAAGCAGCAAAAGGUGCACCAUGAUGGGCAGCAAACAAAUAGGCCAACACGGACUUUGACAAGGGCGCAAACGAAAGGAACAGUAAUUCCAAAUGCACCAAUGGAGAUCUCAUCAGAACCCCAGCAGCCGUCCAUUCCAAGAAAAAUGACAAGAACUCAUCUAAAAAAGAUCCAAAAUCAACCUGCAGCACCAACAGAUUUAUUUGCCUUGAAACAUGUAGAGCAAGAGAAAUCACCUGAAACUAAGCAGCAAGUUGGUAAGCCUCGUAGCCUUUGUAAGAAGAUAGGAGGAGCUCAGCAGCAGGAGCAACAUAUUCCAGAGUUAGAACUGGAGAGCUCAUCAGAACCCAAUCAGCCGUCCAUUCGAAGAAAAAGAACGAGAACUCAGCAAAUAGGGAUCGUAAGUCACUCUCCAUCAUCGACAGAUGUGUUUGCCUUGAAACAUCUAGAGCAAGAGAAUUCACCUGAAACUAAGCAGCAGGUAGAUAAGCCAAGUGAAAUGAUAUCUCCAGAUAUUCAUGGAAAUUUGGACAAAGGAGAAGCCCAGCAGCUGACGGAACUGUCAAAGAUGGAAGGAUCCGAAGAGAUUGUACUUGCAACAGUUGAACCAUCAUCUGAAAAGAAGCAGCAGCCAGAAGAAGGGAGAUCUGCCCCGGAGAAGCUCAAUGUGGAUGGUAAACCUGAUGUUUCGCUUCUACCAAGUCCUACAGGAUUUGAGGCAGCAUUGAUUGAGAAGUCAUUGCAAAAUGAUCGUGCACGAAGACAACUGAAGCGCUGGAGCAAAACCCCGGGUGCACCUAAAUCAGUAAGUACCUCUCAAGUGGAACCAUUGCCAUUCUGUGCCUCAUCAGAUCAAGAUAUAGUACAUAUGGAUGAGCCUUUGGAAACGGAAGUGCCUUUGGGAUUGGGAACAAGGGAGGAGGCGUUGAAUUUGAUUGAUCCUCAGCAUGAAGUGAACUCGGAUCAACCAAAACAACAGCAUCGCCAGACCCGUCGUAAGUACAAGGAGGAUGGUGCCACACUAGGUGAUAGUACAAUUUCAGCAUUGGCAACAAACGAGGAGGAGUUAUGUUUGGAUGAUCCUCAGGAUGAGGUCCACUUGAAACAGCUAAAACAUAAGCCUCGUGGGAGGGCUGCCAAGGGCAAGGAGGAGGAUGGGGCCGAUCCAGGUACUACACUUUUGAAGGACUUGAGAUCAUCUACGAAGUUAAAGAAGAAACAAACUGGUCCAGGUAGGAAGGCGUAGGAAGGCACAGUACAGUGAGCAUUGGAGUUCCUUGGUUCUUUCUUUAGAUGACUAAUGGUAUAAAUUUAGAUAUAUCCUAGGAGUUCAAAUGUCAGUGGAUAUAAAUAUUAGAAGUUGCUUGUAUUUCUCUUAUGUUCUCAAACUUGGCACUGUACAGUAGAGGUACAGUAUAGUAAUUCGAACUAAUAGCCUAAUGAAAAUACUUAUUUGAAAGAAGCUAUUACAU
This is a messenger RNA of Lycium ferocissimum, 2969 nucleotides long. Its product is annotated as meiotically up-regulated protein C8C9.04-like. Gene Ontology annotation, biological process: negative regulation of DNA recombination; nucleosome assembly; chromosome condensation. The coding region runs from base 188 to 2743 and encodes 851 amino acids. Gene Ontology annotation, cellular component: nucleus; nucleolus; nucleosome. The transcript has 2 exons. Gene Ontology annotation, molecular function: double-stranded DNA binding; nucleosomal DNA binding. The record is from RefSeq and is a predicted model, not a curated record. NCBI's taxonomy places the organism in Eukaryota, Viridiplantae, Streptophyta, Magnoliopsida, Solanales, Solanaceae.